GUCCUAAAUCUUGUAUUUGAUAUCUCCUCGGUCACUCACUUGAAUUAAGAGUUAAUCUCUGAUGGGCAAUGAGCAAGGAGCAACACAAAAGCAGCCUUUAUAGUAAUGUAAAUAUACUCCCCUAAAUUCUGGCAUCAACACGGUCAUUAGUUAAUAACGGCGAGGCAGUAAGUGCUCGGAGAAAGCUACAUAUUUCCAUGGCUUCCAACAUGUUUGUGACAAACAAGCAAAAAAAGACCGAUCUGAUGAAACUGAAAGGAUACAUUUUACCUGAAAACAAAACAUCCAGAGAUGAAACGGAGGAAUCUGACGAGGAAAACGAAGCAGAGCAACAACCUGAAUUUCUAGAUCUGACAGAAAUUAACAAUGUUGCUUCUGGAGGACACUCUUUCCACUCCUCAGUACCUCUGCACAAAGUUGACUUCCAGGACUUCCGCACCAAAAAAGUCUACUGUGUGGAGGGACGCUUUGCUCUCAGGAGUCCGUGGUGGGAGGUGAACUGUUGCGUACGAGUGCACAGGGACAAGCGGGUCAUGAAAGGAUAUCCUUCCUACAAACUGCGAUCUGACUUAGACAGACAAGAAUGGAUUCCUAUUCUGUCCCUGUUUCUAAACGCAUGUGAAGUACAACCAGAGUUUAUCUCCCAGUUUUUCAAAUGGUUGCCACCAAAUAGAAAUGUCACCUUUUACAAUCUGGAAGAAGUCGUUGAGGAAUUUUCAGAGGGUAAUGAAGCUCAAGCGCAGAACAUUACAUCCAGACUCUCAUGUUCAGUGGCAGGAAUGCAAGUGCAUGCAGCCUGUCUGUAUCCAGGAGUAAUGAAAUACAUUCAAACCCUGCUUCCAAGCCAGUUCAUAGAGCUGCUUGGACAGGGAAAGCAAAAAAGGACUCUGCCAGCAACACAGGCUGCACCGACUGCACAGCAACAUGACGACAACAGAGAAGAAGAGGUGGACACGAGCUUGCUGGCCAAACUGGAACUUAUAAUUGCAGAUGAUGUGUGGAAACUGGGAUUUAAGGAACUUGUGUACAGGGAACUGAAACUCGUGCGCUGUGAAGCUUCGCUCGAAGCGUUCAAAGAAUGCAACCUGCUUCAGACAAUCCCACCACUACAGCAUGAUGCCCUCUUGGUGUAUGACCAUCUAAAAAAAACUUGCAGAAAAACAGGUAGCACCUAUAUGGAUAAGGAUGCUCUGUGUCAACACCUUAGAAACACUGCAAGAAGGUCUGAUGAGCAGGCCUGGAGUGCCAUUCACUUCCUCAGAGAACAGGAUAUUGUAGUAUUAGUCAAAGGAAAGAUAGCGCUGAUGGACUUCCACUUGUAUGAGACAGGCAUAGCUGAAUGCCUGAGCUCCUUGGUGGACCAUGGACCAUGGAACAUCCCUGUAAAUGCCACAGAGGUACUGCAUACAGCUGCAGAGGAUAGGCAACAAAAGAAAAUGCAAACCUCAGAGAAUGCUACAACUUCCUCUGUUGAAGACAGACCUUCUGUUGUUGAGCCUACAAAUAUAUCCAGCAAAUCAUCUGAAUCCUCAGAACAGCAGGCAGAAGCAAAUCCAGACAUUUCCCCUAUUAAACUGGACCCAGACCAUGUUCGGGCUGUAGAGAUGAUUUGUACCAACCCAGUAACAAUCAUCAGUGGAAAGGCUGGCUGUGGGAAAACCACAGUGGUCAGCAGUCUGUUCAAAGCUGCUGUACCACAGAUCAGCUGUGAACAGCAGAAGAUACAUGAAGCCUAUGAAGACUACAAAAAUGAUACUGGAAUGUCCUUUGAGUCAGAGGACCCGGAGGAGAGACCAGAUAUAAAAAGUAAAGAAGAGAUCCUUUUGACAGCACCUACAGGGAGAGCUGCCUCACUACUGAAAAAGAAGACCUGCUUCCCUGCAUACACUCUGCAUCAGGUGCUGUAUAGUUUCAUGAGGAGACAAAAAGAUGAACAAGGGGAUGAUAAACAAUGGAGGUUCAAGGAUGUCCGUAUUUUCGUGGUAGAUGAGGGCAGCAUGGUCUGUGUCCAGCUCUUCCACACGGUCCUGAAAUUGCUUGUCACACACGCCCAGCUCCGAAAAGUAAUUAUACUUGGUGAUGUCAGACAACUGCCUAGUAUCCAGCCUGGGAACAUCCUACACGACCUGUAUAACAGUCUAAAACCUGUCCAGUGGGCCAUUGAAAUGAGGACCAAUCACCGCACAGAGUCUCAACUCAUCGUUGACAAUGCUGGACUCAUUGCUGACAUGGGGAUGAGGCACAAGUAUGGUCCUUUGCAGUUUGAUGCCAUAGUGGAUCUAGAUGGGUCUCAUAACACGUUGUCUGCUGACAAGAAGUUUGUCCUCAUUCUUCUGCCCAAGGAAGAGGCUGAUGAUGAGUUACAGACGGCUGUCAAGUUCCUGAUUAACACUGCUCCAGGACUGAAUGACCAUUCAACUUCACAAUUCAUUGCUUUUAAAAGGAAUGAUGUGGCACUGAUCAACGAGCUUUGCUGUACACAUUACAACAAGCACACAACUAAAAACCACAAACACAAACUGCAGUUUCAGCCUGGGGACAAAGUCUGUUGCACCAAGAAUGGUUACAUCACUGAUGCAGAGGACAUGAAGAGGUUGAAUCAGUCAGAUAUGGUAUCCAAUACACAAAGUUCACAAAAGGAGACCGAAAAGAUGUCACAUCGCCUCUGUAACGGAGAAAUUUUCUUCAUCAGAGAGGACAAAACAGAAGUGGAUAACCAUAGACGCAGCAAACGCUAUUUGACUCUGGAUGAUGGUGAUGGACGCCAGCUAACAGUAGAAUACAGAGAGCUACAGAGGGAGUGCAGGCUGCAGCAUGCCUGGGCCGGGACUAUCCACACCUUCCAGGGCUCCGAGAAUGAGACCAUUGUCUAUGUGGUUGGAGACAGCAUAGCCCAGACGUGGAAGCACAUCUAUACCGCUAUAACACGGGGGCAGACACGUGUAUAUGUGGUCGCCAGAGAAAGUGUUAUGGAAUCAGCCAUUCAGAGGCGUGAAACCUCUCGAAACACCAGACUUGCAAGUCUGGUCAAGAAUCAGCUGGUGCAGCCCUUGAUGCAGCUGAACACACCACAGGGGAUUCCCUCAGGCUGUAGUCCCCAAAAGUCCACCCCUCUGCACACACAAGCCCCCAACAGACCUUCAAGCUCCGAUGGCCAGUUCACACCACCGUGGCCUAAACGGACGGAUGACAGAGUUAAGGGGGACACUGCACCAUCGGGCCUGGUGAACAACAAUGUAUGCAGCUCAUCACCUAGGAGCAGAUCCAGUGAUCUCUCAGGGGUCGAACAACUGAACAGUACAGUAACGUCACAAGGCAACAAAAGGACGCUCACUGCAGAAAGUCAGGAAGUGCCAUGCAAACAGCCUCGGGUAACGGAGUCAACUGAAUAAUAAAAAUAUAAAAUGAUAUACAGUAUAGUUCUCUUUUAUUGGUCAAAAUAACUGAGCCAUAAUGUAUAGUCUUACAUUAAUUGUCUCAAUGUAUAAUAUCAAAAUCAUAUCCCGUUUUUUAAAUGGGGGUUUUAAUGAUCACAGAAAGCUAAACGUUAGAUUAAGUUUUACCAAAAGAAAUUAAAGACAAUUAGAUCAUUCAGAAUUUUUUUUUUUCUAAUUAUUUGCUGCUUUUUCCUGCCUUUCUUUUAUUUCAUGUUUUUAUUUGUAGUUUUUUCAGAGCCUUUUUCUAUCCUUUUACUGCUCCCAAAUUUACUUUUUUUCUUUCUGGCAAAAUGGGUCACUGAAUACUUUUCCUUCACAAUCCAUAUCCAUUAAUCCAUCCAGCUGUUUAUAAAUCCUAUUAUAUUUUUGAUUCAUCACGCUUGUUUGUUACCUUUGCACUCUCUGAUCUGCACAGUUUUAGGCAUUGUUGAGAAUAUAUUCCAGUGUGGGAAUUCUGAACAAUCCAAGAAGAGGUUUCAACCCAAAGUGAUUAUUGCAAAUAAUCGUAACUGAAUAAUAAAUAAUCAUUUGACCAUAGUACAGGGUUAGUACCAAACUGAUGCUUAGCUGUGGAAAUACCUGAAUUACAUGUUUUACUAGUUCAAGAAAUUAAAUGAACUGCUGGCUUUGUAUCAGUGAGUUCUGUUAAACAACCUGAAAAUACGGCAUGGCACAAAACCUGUUAAUAUUACCAAACAAUUAUAUUAAUGGUUUGGAAUUUUUAGCACAAGAGUCAUUUUUUGUAGAUGGGUGUAUUCUGCCUCUUAUUGGCCCCAGGGCUCUGGAACAAUCUACCUGUGGAAAUCAGGUAAGCUGAAUCAGCAAUCUCUUAUAAGUCCCUUUUGUCAGGGAGCCUUUACGCAUCAAAUUGUUUUAUUUGUUCUCUUUUGUAAUGCAAUUAUUUUAUGACUUGUGUAUUUUGCUGGAUUUCGAAGUGUUCUAAAAAUAAAGUUUAUUAUUGUUAUAAAA
Molecule: messenger RNA, 4406 nt
Organism: Scomber scombrus (Atlantic mackerel)
Lineage: Eukaryota; Metazoa; Chordata; Actinopteri; Scombriformes; Scombridae
Gene: helb
Product: helicase (DNA) B
Exons: 12
Coding region: 198-3392 (1064 amino acids)
Source: RefSeq, a predicted model, not a curated record